Molecule: messenger RNA, 1800 nt
Organism: Antrostomus carolinensis (chuck-will's-widow)
Lineage: Eukaryota; Metazoa; Chordata; Aves; Caprimulgiformes; Caprimulgidae
Product: beta-adrenergic receptor kinase 2
Exons: 18
Coding region: 73-1800 (575 amino acids)
Biological process (GO): desensitization of G protein-coupled receptor signaling pathway; protein phosphorylation; G protein-coupled receptor signaling pathway
Molecular function (GO): G protein-coupled receptor kinase activity; ATP binding; G protein-coupled receptor binding
Source: RefSeq, a predicted model, not a curated record
AAAGAAUACGAGAAACUGGAUUCUGAGGAUGAGCGUCUGACCCGAAGCCGACAGAUUUAUGACACAUACAUAAUGAAGGAGCUUCUCUCCUGCUCACAUCCUUUCUCGAAACAAGCUGUAGAUCAUGUACAAACACAUUUAGCCAAGAAACAAGUGCCAGCCAGCCUUUUCCAGCCAUAUAUAGAAGAAAUUUGUGAUAGUCUCCGAGGAAAAAUAUUUCAAAAAUUCAUGGAAAGUGACAAGUUUACUAGAUUUUGUCAAUGGAAAAACGUAGAACUAAAUAUUCAUCUGACCAUGAAUGAUUUUAGUGUACAUAGAAUAAUAGGAAGAGGGGGAUUUGGUGAAGUGUAUGGCUGCAGGAAAGCAGACACUGGAAAAAUGUAUGCAAUGAAAUGUUUAGAUAAGAAGAGAAUCAAGAUGAAGCAAGGAGAAACAUUAGCCUUAAAUGAAAGAAUUAUGCUGUCUCUUGUCAGUACAGGAGACUGUCCUUUUAUAGUGUGUAUGACCUAUGCCUUCCACACCCCUGACAAACUCUGCUUCAUUCUGGACCUGAUGAAUGGAGGAGAUUUGCACUACCACCUCUCCCAGCACGGAGUGUUUUCUGAAAAAGAAAUGAGGUUUUAUGCUACUGAAAUCAUCCUGGGCUUAGAACACAUGCACAACCGCUUUGUUGUCUACAGAGACCUGAAGCCUGCAAAUAUCCUGUUGGAUGAACAUGGGCAUGUCAGGAUAUCAGACCUUGGACUGGCUUGUGAUUUUUCCAAAAAGAAGCCCCAUGCUAGUGUAGGUACCCAUGGAUACAUGGCUCCCGAGGUGCUCCAGAAGGGAACAGCGUACGAUAGCAGUGCAGACUGGUUCUCCCUAGGCUGCAUGCUUUUCAAGCUUCUGAGGGGUCACAGUCCUUUCAGACAGCACAAAACCAAAGAUAAGCAUGAGAUCGACCGGAUGACGCUCACCGUGAAUGUGGAGCUACCAGAUUCCUUUUCUCCUGAGCUGAAGUCCCUUUUGGAAGGGCUCCUGCAACGGGAUGUUACCAAGAGACUCGGAUGCCAAGGAAGAAGUGCACAAGAAGUAAAAGAGCAUCCUUUCUUCAAAGGCAUUGAUUGGCAGCAAGUCUAUUUACAAAAGUACCAUCCACCAUUGAUUCCUCCCCGGGGAGAAGUAAAUGCAGCAGAUGCUUUUGAUAUUGGGUCAUUUGAUGAAGAGGACACUAAAGGCAUUAAGUUGCUUGAUAGUGACCAGGAAUUGUAUAAGAACUUCCCUCUGGUAAUAUCGGAGCGUUGGCAGCAAGAAGUAGCAGAAACUGUUUAUGAUGCAGUAAAUGCAGACACAGAUAAAAUUGAGGCCAGAAAAAGGGCUAAAAAUAAGCAGCUUGGCCACGAGGAAGAUUACGCGCUUGGGAAGGAUUGCAUCAUGCAUGGAUACAUGCUGAAACUGGGGAACCCCUUCUUGACUCAGUGGCAGCGUCGUUACUUUUACCUCUUCCCAAACCGACUUGAAUGGCGAGGAGAAGGAGAGUCGCGGCAAAACCUACUGACAAUGGAACAAAUAGUAUCUGUUGAAGAAACACAAAUUAAAGAUAAGAAAUGCAUCUUACUGAGAAUUAAAGGAGGAAAACAGUUUGUCCUACAGUGUGAGAGUGACCCAGAAUUUGUUCAGUGGAAAAAAGAGCUGACAGAAGCUUUUACUGAGGCACAGAGGUUGCUGCGUCGGGCUCCAAAGUUUCUCAAUAAAUCUCGCUCAACAGUUGUAGAGCUUUCAAAACCGCCACUCAGCCACAGGAACAGCAACGGGCUGUAG